Messenger RNA from Fomitiporia mediterranea MF3/22, 795 nucleotides. RefSeq lists its product as uncharacterized. Lineage: Eukaryota; Fungi; Basidiomycota; Agaricomycetes; Hymenochaetales; Hymenochaetaceae. The record is from RefSeq and is a predicted model, not a curated record. The transcript is spliced from 2 exons. The annotation marks the transcript as partial.
UCUGAGCCAAAUGAAUACAAGUUGCUUCAAGAGUACCUGGAUUUGCCAGAUGACUUCCCUGACAAGACACUCAACCUUGAGGACUUAUGCAACUUACCUAGACUUUCUACAGUUGAUGCUCUGACUCAAACGUCCUCACUCCCCAAACUUAUCACCAAUAAAUAUGUACUGUUUAAUAAUGUAGCAACUUACCUUUUAACAAGCUGGGCGAAUUGCAAAGUGAAAGAAAAGACAAAUAACAAGCUAGAUGUCCUUGUGCACAAAGUCUUGCUUUAUCCAGACUUCAAGCUAUUGGACUUAGUAGACUACAGAGCAAGGUGGGAGAAUUCACACAUUGACAGUCUACACCACAAUAAUGAUUCCCCUGAGUCUUCCCAUUCUGAUGACUGGUGUGAAGGAUCAGUUAAGAUCAAGCUACCUCCUGAAGACAACAAGAAGUGGCCUGGGGGCAAAGAAAGAGCUCCUGAAUUCGAAGUCAGGGGAAUACACUACUGGCCCUUGCUAACAACAAUCUUCAAAGCCUUGGACAACCCUUGUUCUCCUCCUUUUCAUUAUAUGCCUUACAGGGAGCUUUGGAGACUAACAGUAUGUCACGACUCCUCUCCUGAACACAUUUAUAGUGAACUAUAUUGCUCAGAUUAUUGGUUGGAAGCCUACAAAGAAGUACAAAGCUUUCCAACACAAGACAGUGCUGAAAACUUUGUACUUCCUCUUAUUCUCUAUUCAGACUCAACACAUCUUGCAAAUUUCGGUUCUGCAUCACUUUGGCUGAUAUACAUGUACUUUGGAGGCUAA